Sabethes cyaneus is the source of this 5844-nucleotide messenger RNA. RefSeq lists its product as uncharacterized. The record is from RefSeq and is a predicted model, not a curated record. The coding region runs from base 1 to 5844 and encodes 1947 amino acids. The transcript has a single exon. Gene Ontology annotation, biological process: DNA integration. Gene Ontology annotation, molecular function: nucleic acid binding. Lineage: Eukaryota; Metazoa; Arthropoda; Insecta; Diptera; Culicidae.
AUGAGUAGCAAAUCCCUGGACCUGACUACCACUCCCUGCGAGCAAUGUAAGCAGAUUUCAACGGAGAAUGAGGCUAUGAUUGCCUGUGACAACUGCGAUCAGUGGUAUCACACACGCUGUGUGGGCAUAACUACGAUGCCAAAGAAGGACAAGAAGUGGUUCUGUCCGGAUGAUUCGUGUCAAGCUGUAUACCAAGAAAAGCUGAAGAAGAACCGUGAUAAGAAGAAUCCUACGCCCAUCCCUCCAACCGUCGCCGAGAAGCUGAAAGCUAUGGACGCGGAAAGGAAACGUAAGGAGGAAGAAAUGGAAGCCGAGUGGAUGAUCAAGCAGAAGGAAAUUGAAAUUAACAAUGCGCUAAAGGAAAAGCAAAUGCGCCUUGACUGUAACCUACGCGAACAACAGCUAGAAUCCGCCAGGCAGUUGCGCGAGAAGGAAAUGGAGGAAAAGCGGAUCCUGUUCGAAACGGAAUUACGAGAAAAACAGGAGCACUUCGAGGAAAUGAAGUUGAUGGAGGCCGCGCAUCGCGAGAAGCUGUCUAAAUUGAAAAUGCAGAUGGCGAAGGUAGAUGUCAAGCAAAAGCCGUCGAAUAAUAAGAAGUCUGGAUCCCAGGACAUCCAGCCGAGUACUUCGAAAAAGUCUCCGAAGGAACGAAGACCGGGUAAGCUGACGAAGGAGAUUCUCGAUCGCUUUGACAAGAACAACGGCGGUGAAGAAGAUGAAGAAGACGAGAGCUCCGAUGAUGACUUCGAUGAUGAUUCCGAUGCCAGCGACAACGAACAAACGGUCGACGGAGAUAACGACGACGAUGAAAAUAAAAGUCAUAUCAGCUCCCCAAACGGGCAGGGGCCCCAGCGUAUCGGGCCGAGUAGAGCCCAGUUAAGCGCCAGGAAUGGGCUUACCAGGAAACUUCCCACCUUUACAGGAAAGCCGGAAGAGUGGCCUCUUUUCUUUGGGGCCUACCAAGCAUCUAAUGAGGCGUGCGGCUACUCGGACGUAGAGAACUUGGUGCGACUUCAAGAAAGCCUAAAGGGUGCGGCGCUCGAGUCAGUUCGCGGACAUCUCCUCCUCCCCAAAUCGGUUCCUAGGGUCAUCACGAAACUCCGACAACUUUACGGGAGACCUGAGCAACUGCUGCAAAGCCAUCUUGAGAGGGUUCGGAAGCUGGACUCCCCGAGAGCCGACCGGUUGGCCAGUUUCAUCCCUUUCGGAAAUGCAGUGGAACAGCUCUGCGAGCAUUUAGAAGCUGCCGAGCUCACACUUCACCUUGUGAAUCCAAUCCUGAUUCAGGAUUUGGUCAGCAAACUUCCCGACGGUGAAAAGCGACAAUGGUUACAUUACAAACGGAAGAAGAAGGAAGUGACUCUACGAACGUUCACGGAUUUCAUCUCCAAGAUCGUGUCUGACGCUUGCGAGGCGAACGUCAACUACGAAUAUAAGCCGGACAUAAAGGCAGCAGCGGGGACCAGCGGCAAGGCUAAGCCGAAGGAGAAAGCAGCUCUAUACAGCCACAGUGAGGCGAGUGGAUCCAACGGUCGGAACGAUCGGCAGAAGCAGAAGCCGUGUAGAGCGUGCCAGCGAGACGACCAUCGGCUUAGAUUCUGCCAGGAUUUCAAAAAUCUGUCCUUCGCAGACAGAAUGAAGAUCGUCACCAAAUGGAAACUGUGCAGGGUCUGCCUGAACGAGCACAGUGGGCAAUGUCGUUUCAAAAUUCGGUGCGACGUGGAUGGCUGCGGAGAAUCUCACAAUUCGCUGAUCCAUCCGGCCACGGUGGCGGUUGCCAUGCACGCACACAUCAAUCCCAGUGGUUCAACGAUGUUCCGUAUGAUUCCAGUUAUGGUUCAUUGCGGAGAAAAAUCGCUGGUGGUACUUGCGUUCCUGGACGAAGGAGCUUCCAUCACCUUAAUAGAGACUGAUUUGGCUGAUCGUCUGGGGCUAGGCGGAGUGAAGGAAAAACUAGUUCUGAACUGGACGGCGGACGUUUAUCGAGUGGAAAAGAACUCCAGGCGAAUGAAUUUAUGGAUGUCGGCGGUCGAUGAGGAGAAUCCGGAGAAGACUUUGCUGCGCUCGGUGUAUACGGUCGACAAGUUAAGACUACCGCAUCAGGCGCUCAAGGCUGACGAACUAUCGGCGCAGUACGAUCACAUGCGGGGAUUGCCGAUCAGUUCGUAUGACGGUCGACCAGCAAUUUUAAUAGGGCUAAGCAACAUCCACGCCUUUGCUCCGUUAGAGGCGAAGAUUGGCACGACAAGCGAGCCAAUCGCAGUACGGUGCCAACUGGGCUGGACAGUGUAUGGGCCACGGCGAGCAUCACUUGAGUCGCAAGGCCAUUACCUAGGCUACCAUCAGGAAGUCUCAAACGAAGAUCUUCAUGAUCUCCUCAAGAAUCAUUACGCACUGGAAGAAUCGGUAGUCCGAGUGCAACGGGAAUCGGCUGAAGACAAGAGGGCUCGGUCGAUCCUAGAGCAGACUACGAAACGUGUAGGGGAUCACUUCGAGACGGGUCUCCUCUGGAUGAAGGACGACGUGAGCUUCCCGGACAGCUACUCUAUGGCGCUGAAACGGCUCAAGCAGUUGGAGAGAAAGCUGGAAAAGUCGCCGGAGCUGUACCAAAACGUUCGGAAGCAGAUCAAUGAGUAUCAAGCAAAAGGAUAUGCCCAUGAAGCCACUGAAGCAGAGCUGCGCUAUGCAAGUCCCGAGAAGGUGUGGUAUCUUCCACUGAAUGUGGUGCUAAAUCCGAAGAAGCCGGACAAAGUAAGACUCAUCUGGGACGCUGCGGCGAUGGUCCAAGGAAUCUCCCUCAACUCGAUGCUGCUGAAGGGGCCGGAUCUGCUGGUGCCGCUGGUGUCGGUGCUUCUCAACUUUCGGGAGCGGCGGGUUGCUUUCGGUGGGGAUAUCCGGGAGAUGUACCACCAAAUGAAAAUGGUUGCCAAGGACAAAUCCGCCCAGUGGUUCCUGUUCCGGAACAACAGCGCAGAAAAGCCGAAAGUGUAUGUAAUGGAUGUUGCCACAUUUGGUUCAACGUGCUCGCCUGCAUCCGCACAGUAUGUCAAGAACCGAAAUGCGGAGGAGCAUGCCGGACAGUUCCCGGAAGCAGCGGUGGCUAUCAUCAAAAGGCACUAUGUCGAUGAUUACUUCGACAGUGCCGACACGGUUCAGGAAGCGGUUAAACGAGCGAAGCAGGUGAGGUUCAUUCAUAAGAAAGCCGGUUUUGAUAUUCGAAACUGGGUAUCCAAUUCGUCAGAAGUUUUGACAGCAUUGGGGGACGCCAAACCUGGUGGAGCAGUCGUCUUCAAUCUAGAUAAGUCCAGUUCCCAGAAGUCCAACGAACGUGUACUUGGGGUAAGCUGGGAGCAAGAAGCGGAUGUCUUUGCGUUCUCCGCAACACCCCGACCGGAAAUGCAAGCCUACUUGUGCGGGGAAACACGGCCAACAAAGCGAAAUGUCCUAAGCUGUGUUAUGGGAUUUUUCGACCCUUUGGGGCUACUGUCGCCAUUUACAAUCCAUGGCAAGAUACUCGUUCAACAUCUCUGGCGUAGUGGUUGUGAGUGGGAUCAAGAGAUUGAUGAACGCUGCUGGAACCUGUGGCAGCAGUGGGUUGGUUUGCUUCCGGAAGUCGAGACACUACGAAUUCCACGAUGUUUUCUUGGUUGCGCUAAAUCUACGGCGGUAGAGUCCCUCGAGCUGCACAUCUUUACUGACGCCAGCGAGCACGCUUAUGGCUGCGUGACAUAUCUUCGGUCGGUCGUCGAUGGAGAAGUGAACUGUAGUCUGGUCAUGUCGCGCGCGAAGGUAGCGCCGUUAAAACGUCAGUCAAUUCCCAGACUGGAGCUGAUGGCUGCUGUCCUCGGUGCUCGAAUGAGCCAAACCUUUCUGGAAACGACUACGCUGCACAUCGAUCGCACCACUCUGUGGACCGAUUCCCGAACUGUACUGUCGUGGCUGCAGUCAGAUCAAUAUAAAUAUAAACAAUUCGUCGCAUUUAGAGUUGGUGAAAUUCUGGAACUAACCAACAUGAGGGACUGGCGAUGGGUACCGACCAAGCAGAACGUCGCGGAUGUUCUCACCAAGUGGGGACGAGGACCUCCAUUGCAGAAUGAAUCGGAAUGGGUGAAGGGUCCGACGAUGCUGUAUCAACCGCGCGACCAGUGGCCAGUGAUCGAACCAAGCGAAGAAACCAUCGAGGAGGCGAGAGGUCUAGUGAUGUUUCAUGAAGUGGUGGAUGUGAGCGCUGUUUCUCGUUGGUCGAAGCUGGUACGGGUGACUGCAACGGUGGUGCGAUUCAUCACCAACUGUCGCCGUAAAAAGACCGGCGAGCCAAUCGUGACAUCACAAGCUACGGAGCAUCAUCGUCCGCUAAUCAAAGCAAGGUAUUCAACGGUUCAGCUGCCACUUCGACAAGAAGAGCUCCGGCAGGCAGAGACCGUUCUCUGGAAGCAGUCGCAAUUCGCCAGUUUUCCGGAGGAGAUGAACGUGCUUACAGCGAAUCUCAAGCUAGAAGCGGGACAACCACCGAAGAGAAUCGAGAAGUCAAGCGUCCUGUUCAAAUGUUCUCCCAUACUAGACGCUGAAGGUGUACUGCGAGUACGAGGAAGAAUGGAAUCCAAUGAAAUGAUUCCGUUCGACAAGAGAUUCCCGAUCAUAUUAUCGGGGAGACACGAGAUAACCCAGAAGCUGAUCCUGUAUUACCAUGAAAAGUUUGGACAUGCUUACAGGGAGACCGUGUUCAACGAGCUUCGUCAAAAGUUCUGGAUACAGAACGCACGAACAGCUAUUCGACGAGCGACCGAGACUUGCGUGUGGUGCAAGGUGCAUCGAUGUGUUCCCGCUGCUCCAAUGAUGGGACCGCUACCCGUUCAUCGUACCACUACUCACCUACGGCCGUUCAGUGCGGUAGGAGUCGACUAUCUAGGGCCAGUCGAGGUAACCAUAGGUCGCAGAACGGAGAAGAGAUGGGUGGUAGUCUUCACAUGUAUGGCUGUGAGGGCCGUGCACCUGGACGUGGUUUACAGCCUUAGUACGCAGUCCUGCCUGAUGGCCAUCAGACGAUUCGUGAGCAAGCGAGGCGAUCCGGAUCAUAUAUUCUCUGACAACGCUACGUGCUUCCACGGAGCAAACACCGCGAUGAUGAAGGAGAUCGAGAAGGUCCAUCGAGAGUGUGCGGAACAGGCUACUUCGUCCAUCACAGCGUGGCAUUUCAACCCUCCCAGUACACCACACAUGGGCGGUGUCUGGGAGCGGAUGGUGCGGUCCGUCAAAGAGGCACUACGGGUUUUGGACGACGGGCGGAAGCUGACAGACGAGAUUCUCGUCACGGCCUUGGCAGAAGCCGAGGAUAUGAUUAAUCAUCGACCAUUAACGUACAUUCCACAGGAGUCCGCCGGGGAAGAAGCCAUAUCACCGAACCACUUCAUUCGUGGAACGGUAACUAAGGAAGACGCAGUGUUGGACAACCUCGACCAAUACCACGAAACCCUGCGCAACAUGUAUCACCGAUCGCGAUGCCUGGCUAGCAAGUUAUGGAAACGGUGGUCACAGGAGUACUUGCCUACUCUCAACCAUCGCCCGAAAUGGUUCGAGGACACGAAGCCCCUAGAGGUCGGAGAUCUGGUGUUCAUGGUGGAAGGAAAGAACCGGAAGUACUGGAGACGAGGACGCGUACAGGAAAUCGUGAAGGGAGCAGAUGGAAGAAUCCGGCAAGCGGAUGUGAGGACGGCAGAUGGCAAGGUGUAUCGACGAGCUGUGGCGAAUCUGGCGGUGAUGGAGAUCCAGGAUGGUAAAUCCGGAAGUGCUGGAGGCUCUACCGGAUGUUACGGGCAGGGGAAUGUUCACAUCACCGGGCAUUGA